Messenger RNA from Nasonia vitripennis (jewel wasp), 1272 nucleotides. Its product is annotated as collagen alpha-3(IX) chain-like. NCBI's taxonomy places the organism in Eukaryota, Metazoa, Arthropoda, Insecta, Hymenoptera, Pteromalidae. The transcript has 8 exons. Bases 97 to 1161 code for a protein of 354 amino acids. The record is from RefSeq and is a predicted model, not a curated record.
CAACAUUUUUAGGAACCGAAAACACCUGGCCACCUGCCAGCUGCUGAUAUACCGAAGAUUUUGAUUGGUCCAGGUGGACCUACAGGUGCUCCGGGUAUGAAAGGAGACAAAGGAGACAGAGGUGACCGUGGCGAAUGGGGCCUACCUGGAAGAGAUGGAGCACCAGGCUCACCUGGCAAAGAUGGUUUUCCCGGGCCCGAGGGUAUCGAAGGGGAGAUUGGAGUAGAAGGACCGGCAGGCCCGAAGGGAGAGCGCGGCGACAAAGGGGAACGUGGUCUAGAAGGCCCGCGCGGCCGUUCAGGAAAUCCGGGCCCGAUGGGUUUGACUGGACCUCCCGGAACGCCAGGACUCCAAGGACGACCGGGUCCGCCGGGACCAGCAGGAAAUAAACUUUUGCCAUCAGAUAGGCUACGCGGCCAGAGUAUUUUCUUGAAAAACUACAUUCCUCCACGCGAGAGCGGACGUAGAGGUCUGCCCGGGCCACGAGGCGCGCCGGGAGAGGCCGGGCCGCCGGGCGAGAGAGGCCUGAACGGCGCAGCGGGAUCCCCUGGAAUUCCCGGUCAGGACGGAGCGCCGGGACAAGCCGGACCUCCAGGCCCCAAAGGCCAGAGAGGCGCGACAGGCGCGCAAGGGCUGCCCGGUCGAGGCGUCAGCGACGCCGAAAUCCGACACAUUUGUCUGAACAUCGUCAAGGAUCAGUUGCAGGAGCUGUCUGUAGUAACGCAAGGACAUGUAAAACCAAUCUACAAAAUCCGCCAAGGUCGUUCAGGUUCACCUGGGCAACCUGGUCACCCAGGUGAACGAGGAGCACCUGGGGAGCGUGGUCCAGUCGGUCUUCCCGGAAUAGUCGGGCCUAUGGGACCGCAAGGGCCGCCCGGAGAACGAGGAGAAAAGGGCGAGAAAGGCGGCGACGGAAUUGGCUACGAGGGACCAGCAGGAAGCCCCGGGCCGCCUGGCAUUCCUGGAAACGAUGGCUACGGUCCACCCGGCCCACCUGGCCAACGCGGGGAGCCUGGUGUGCCAGGAUUUCCCGGAAAUAGCGGAGCUCCGGGCCCCCAGGGACCGCCUGGUUACUGUGACUUUCGCAACCACCCCGGGUCUGCAGAAGAUUAUAAAACUUAUCGACAGAGUUAUGAAAAAGGGCUCACAACGUACUUGUAGUCAUAGAUGUUUAGUAUAUUAUUGCACUUUUAUGCGGAAAAAAUGUCGAUUAUAACGAAUAUAUAUUUUUACGUAAACUAAAAAUAAAAUUGUCAACCACUUCGAUUAAAA